Necator americanus (New World hookworm) is the source of this 405-nucleotide messenger RNA. RefSeq lists its product as uncharacterized. Lineage: Eukaryota; Metazoa; Nematoda; Chromadorea; Rhabditida; Ancylostomatidae. The record is from RefSeq and is a predicted model, not a curated record. The coding region runs from base 1 to 405 and encodes 134 amino acids. The transcript has 4 exons.
AUGCUCACUUUAGAUCGGAGACGCCUAGCAGGGGCUGACUGGUCGAUCACGAGGGCGAAUGGUUCGAAUGUCACAUUCGGAUCGGAAGAACCAUUCGAGAUAUGGCGCGAGUUCCCGCGUUAUCGUCAGACAUUCGCCCUUACGCUUUCUCUCAGUGGUCGGCAAAAACUGCUAAAAGAGCUUUAUGCAAAGAGGUGCAGUGAUGGACCGCUGAAGAAAUCGGUCAAGCCAAUCACAAUAGAGGACGAUUCAUCAUUAUAUCCAGAGGAGUUCUUCUUUUUCAAGAAGUUUCUCCGAUUGUUUGCUGUUGGAAAGGUGAACGAAGCGAGAGGGCUACUCUUUGCGAAUCGGUUCACGUUUAUUAAAAAAAGUGCUGCAACGGUUCUUAGACGAGAGUCAAGAUGA